Messenger RNA from Thermothielavioides terrestris NRRL 8126, 892 nucleotides. RefSeq names its product mitochondrial 54S ribosomal protein YmL16. Gene Ontology annotation, molecular function: structural constituent of ribosome; rRNA binding. The record is from RefSeq and is a predicted model, not a curated record. Gene Ontology annotation, biological process: translation. Gene Ontology annotation, cellular component: ribosome; mitochondrial large ribosomal subunit. The transcript has 3 exons. The coding region runs from base 60 to 824 and encodes 254 amino acids. Lineage: Eukaryota; Fungi; Ascomycota; Sordariomycetes; Sordariales; Chaetomiaceae.
CACGCAUCCAGCCCUGGGCCGCAGUGCGUCGCGAGUUGCCAGUCCCGCCGCCGCCCACAAUGCUCGCACCAAGGACAGGGAGGCAGGUCCUGCAAAGGGCGGUGUCCUCCGCUCCCUCGUCGACCGUCACAUUACCGGGCUUCCUCGUCCCGGCCUUCCAGACGACGCCCGCCAACAGGCGAAGCUUCUCGGCAACGACCGUCCGCCCGUCAAAGCUCGGCAGGACACCGCUCUCGGUCCCGCCCGGCGUGGAACUCGCGAUUGGGGACCUGUUCGUCAAGAAGGACGUGACAUCGUACCGCAAGACCUACAAGAGGAAGGUGACGGUCACUGGGCCUUUGGGGCAACUCGAGCUCGAAAUUCCCGAUUACAUCCAGAUCGAUCAUGACACAGCGGCGAGAAAGGUGACGCUGAGCGUGAAGGACCGGGAGCAGAGGAAUCAAAGAGAGAUGUGGGGGACCACAUGGUCGUAUCUCAACAACUACAUUAUGGGUGUAUCAGAGGGGCACACGGCCGUGCUACGCCUCGUCGGUAUCGGCUACAGAGCAACGGUCGAGCCGCGCCCGGAGAAGGAGGAGUACCCGGGGCAGCAGUUCGUCUGCCUGAAGCUGGGCUUCUCGCACCCCGUCGAGAUGGGCCUGCCGAAGGGCAUGAAGGCCAGCGCGCCGCAGCCGACAAGAUUGCUGCUCGAGGGCAUCAACAAGGAGCAGAUCAUGCAGUUCGCCGCCAACAUCCGCAAGUGGAGAGUCCCCGAGCCGUACAAGGGCAAGGGCAUCUUCAUCAACGACGAGACGAUCAAGCUGAAGCAGAAGAAGAUCAAAUAGAGGGCGCUGCCGAUGCGAUCCUUGUAUGUCUAGGACUAGUUUUUUUUUCCCCCUUUUGCCGCCGGGAU